GCAAAUGUGAAGGAUGUCCUGGUUCUCAGAGCAGCGAAGGACUUGGGAAACCCGCUGUGCGGAAUGUGUGUCCUGGGGAAGGAAAACAUGAUGCCUCUCCUUUUCUCUUGUCUUUUUGUCCUCUUGCAGCUGUCCGGGAACCUGGCUUUAGUGGUGACCCCUGGUGAUGUGGCUGUGUUGGAGGGCCGCUCGGUGACCGUCCCCUGCCACUAUGACCCCCAAUACAUCCACCACGUCAAGUACUGGUGCCAGGGCAGGAUGAAGGACUUCUGCACGACCCUGGCACGCUCUCAUGAAACGGGAGACGCACCGACGGCAGAGAACAGGGUGUCCAUUUUUGACGACCCGACCCAGCUGGUGUUCACGGUGACCAUGAUGGACCUGACGGAAGGGGACUCGGGCUGGUACUGGUGUGGAGUGGAGGUGCGGGGGAUGUGGCACGCCGAUGACGCCGCCGCCCUGCACAUCAGCGUCGUACAUGGUAUGUCAGUUUUGAACAGCAGGGUGCACGGAGAGGAAGGAGACAGCAUCGAUGUUCGCUGCCAAUACAGUCUCCGUCACAGGGAGAGUGAGAAGAGGUGGUGCAGGAGUGGGGACUGGGGAUCUUGCGUAAAGACAGACUCCAAUGGAACCUUCCGGAAUGAGGCCGUGGAGAUCCAAGACGACCAAUGGGAAACCUUCACUGUGACCCUGAAGAACGCACAGCGGAGGGACACUGGCUGGUACUGGUGUGCCUCCGGGGAACAGCAGGUGGCUGUCCAUGUGAAUGUCACUCCACGUGCCACAACUACGCCGUCUUUGGUGACAGACCUGACUACCCUGGUCACUGACGUCAUGGAGAGCUCUGAUCCUACCACGUGCACUGAAGCAGUUGCACCACCUGCAAGAGGAUUUGUCCAGCAACCUCACAACGCUUGGAUGCCUCCACUGGUCAUUUGUCUGGCCCUCCUGCUGUUGCUGAUGGGGAUUCUGGCCACACAGAAACUAUGGAGAUAUUACAAGAGGAGCCGAGCCGCCAAAGAGCUAGAGGAGCUGGAGUCCAGGCUCACGGUCUGUCCUGUGAGAGAGGCGGACUGGAAGAACACCACCAUCGUCUUCCUGAACACCUCCACACAGCAGCUACAGGUGCUGGGGAAGGACAAACACAACUUCUGAGCAUGGUACCAUGUUUACUCAGGCCUUCACUCUUCUGAGCAUGGUACCAUGUUUACUCAGGCCUUCACUCAGAGAACUGAGAUGCUGGACACUCCUCCUGGUUUUUAUCCAUAUGCUGUGCAGGACAAAUAUUGUAAUAGCACUAAUGAUAGCACUAAUAUUAGUGCACUCUGUACAACUUGGAUACCAUUUAGCCUGGGUGCCUUCAUUAACUACCAGAAUCUUCUACAUGUACCUGUGUGUGUGUGUGUGUGUGUGUGUGUGUGUGUGUGUGUGUGUGUGUGUGUGUGUGUGUGUGUAUGAAUGUGUGUGUGUGUGUGAGUGAUUGUAUUUUUGCAUGUGUUUAUAAUGGAUUUCUACUGUAUAAUGUAGGCAUAUUCUCUGAAAUCAAACAUGACAUAUCAGAUAGUGGACUGUCUACAUUUCACUACUGGACAGUAUCCAUUCCAGGCUCAGAUCUUACUACAUGUUACUACAACAGUAUUGUUGUAACCAUACAAUCUUGAUCAUACUUGAUUGUACUGGAAUAACGGUCGCUCUGCUUAUGACUGUGCUUAGGGUGGUGAAUGUAAAUAUAACAACAUAAAUUCAUGUGUCACUGAAGAUUCUUUAAGUGCCUUUUAAAAUCAGCUUUGUAUAAACGUCUCAUAUACGCUACUUUGCUUAUCUCUUCUCUUAACUUAGAAGCUGUUGAACAAAGACUUUUCCAGCAUUCACUAACAAUAAACAAUACUAAAAAACACUGUCUUGUGUAAAAUGAUCAAUGUUGUAUCAUUUUAACAUGAUGAACUAGUCACAACUUUACAUGAUAGUCACCACCAGAAAGCCUAUUGCACUAUGUAAUGUUUUUACCAUAUAUAGGAUCAUGGUCUUUUUCAUCAGUUUGAGAUGAGUUGGGUACUCUCUUAGUGCUCAGUGUAAACCAGUAUGUUGAAUAUUGAGUAAAUGCAAUGUAUAAUGAACAUUGACAAAUACUGAACUCCUACAUUUUGUAACUUUAAGUAAUCCGUCUCUGUCGGUCCAAUAAAGAAUAAAACUGGGAUGGAGGAUAAAAAUUGUAAUAUAUAAAGCUUUCACAACAUUUUGAAUAUGUUCAUUUCACAUUGUUUUGGGCUGAAGGCCUACAUUGUUGCACUAGAACUGUAAUUGUGGUGACAAAUAAUAUUUUGCCAAAUGUGUCGAUAAUUGCAAGAAGAUGAAACAAUAAAUUUUUUGGUGAAAGUG
Molecule: messenger RNA, 2379 nt
Organism: Alosa sapidissima (American shad)
Lineage: Eukaryota; Metazoa; Chordata; Actinopteri; Clupeiformes; Clupeidae
Gene: pigr
Product: polymeric immunoglobulin receptor
Exons: 8
Coding region: 64-1155 (363 amino acids)
Source: RefSeq, a predicted model, not a curated record